Lemur catta (Ring-tailed lemur) is the source of this 7640-nucleotide messenger RNA. RefSeq names its product synergin gamma (gene SYNRG). Lineage: Eukaryota; Metazoa; Chordata; Mammalia; Primates; Lemuridae. Gene Ontology annotation, cellular component: clathrin coat of trans-Golgi network vesicle. The coding region runs from base 148 to 4392 and encodes 1414 amino acids. The record is from RefSeq and is a predicted model, not a curated record. Gene Ontology annotation, molecular function: protein binding. The transcript is spliced from 23 exons.
AGUCACGUGGGUGCCCGGCCCCGCCCCGUCGCGCGGUCCGCGGCAAGGUGGGGCCUGGCGUUUGCCCCGGAAGUGGCUGUCUUCAGCUGACAGCUGCUGAUAAGGUGGCGGUGGCGGCGGCGGCGGCGGCGGCAGGCCCGGAGCAAGAUGGCGCUGCGGCCGGGAACAGGAUCUGGCGGCGUCGGGGCCGCAGGAGCUGGCGCGGGGGCCGCCGGGGGAGGCAGCUUCAUGUUUCCUGUUGCAGGUGGAAUAAGACCCCCUCAAGCAGGCCUGAUGCCAAUGCAGCAACAAGGAUUUCCCAUGGUCUCUGUCAUGCAGCCUAAUAUGCAAGGCAUGAUGGGAAUGAAUUACAGCUCUCAAAUGUCCCAGGGACCUAUAGCUAUGCAGGCAGGAAUACCAAUGGGACCGAUGCCAGCAGCAGGAAUGCCUUACCUGGGACAAGCACCCUUCCUGGGCAUGCGUCCUCCAGGCCCACAGUACACUCCAGACAUGCAGAAGCAGUUUGCUGAAGAGCAGCAAAAACGAUUUGAACAGCAGCAAAAACUCUUAGAAGAAGAAAGAAAAAGACGCCAGUUUGAAGAACAGAAGCAAAAGCUCAGACUUCUGAGUAGUGUGAAACCCAAGACAGGAGAGAAGAGUAGAGAUGAUGCUUUGGAAGCCAUAAAAGGAAAUUUGGAUGGAUUUUCCAGAGAUGCUAAAAUGCACCCUACUCCAGCAUCGCACCCCAAGAAACCAGAUUGUCCCACAUCAUCUCAUUCUACUAAAACUAUCUCCCCAUCACCUGCCUUUCUUGAUGAAGAAGAAUUCAGUGACUUUAUGCAGGGGCCUGUUGAAGUUCCCCCAUGUGGGCCUUCCUCUUCGUCCCAGCCCUUUCAGUCUUUCCACCCCACCACCCCACUUGGCCAGUUGCAUGCACAGAAGGCUGGGGCACACCCUCUCCCGCCAGGUCAGAUUCCAGUGUCUUUUGCCUUACACGGUGUCCCCGGUCAAAUUCCUUAUUUCUCUACUGCUUCAGCCUCACACAAUGUACAGAAAGCAGGCCCUUCCUUGGAAGAGAAGCUCAUAGUAUCUUGUGAUAUAAGUACAUCUGGGCAGGAACAAAUUAAAUUAAAUACUUCUGAAGUUGGGCACAAAGGCCUAGGCCCAGGUUCCAGUAAGAACCAUCCCAGUUUAACGGCCAGUAACGGGGGUGCUGUAGAUGGAUGUGUAAGUGGUACCACCCCUGCAGAGGCAGAAAAGGCUUCAGACCAAAACCUGUCAAAUGAAGAGAGUGGUGUGGGAGUAUUUCCUUCACAAGAUUCUGUUCAGCCCAGAAUGCCUCCUUGGAUUUAUAAUGAGAGUUUGGUUCCAGAUGCCUAUAAGAAAAUUUUAGAAACCACAAUGACUCCUACUGGAAUAGAUACUGCUAAACUUUAUCCCAUUCUGAUGUCAUCUGGACUUCCCAGAGAAACUCUUGGACAGAUAUGGGCCUUAGCUAAUCGAACUACACCUGGCAAACUUACUAAAGAAGAACUUUAUACCGUUCUCGCCAUGAUAGCAGUAACACAGAGGGGCGUUCCUGCCAUGAGUCCUGAUGCUUUAAACCAGUUCCCAGCAGCUCCUAUUCCAACUUUAAGUGGCUUUCCUAUGACUCUGCCUACCCCUGUGAAUCAGCCGACUGUGAUACCUUCAGGCCCUGCAGGCUCCAUGCCCCUCAGCCUGGGACAGCCAGUCAUGGGCAUUAACAUUGUUGGACCAGUGGGUGGAGCUGCAGCCCAGGCUUCUAGUGGCUUUAUGCCAACUUACCCUGCAAAUCAGGUGGUAAAGCCAGAAGAAGAUGACUUCCAGGAUUUUCAAGAUGCCUCUAAGUCAGGAUCCCUUGAUGACUCAUUCAGUGAUUUCCAAGAGUUGCCUGCUUCUUCAAAAACAAAUAAUGCCCAGCAUGGAAACAGUGCCCCUUCUUUGUUGAUGCCACUUCCUGGAACUAAAGCAUUGGCUUCAAUGGAUAAAUAUGCUGUUUUUAAAGGAAUUGCAGCUGACAAGUCUUCUGAAAAUACUGUUCCACUUGGAGAGCAUGGUGAUAAAUACAGUGCUUUCAGAGAACUCGAGCAGACAACAGAGAAUAAACCUUUAGGAGAAAGCUUUGCAGAAUUCAGAUCUGCAGAUGAUGGUUUCACCGAUUUUAAAACAGCCGAUAGUGUAUCACCACUAGAGCCACCAACAAAAGACAAAACUUUUCCAGCAUCCUUCCCCUCAGGAACUAUACAACAGAAACAACAAACACAAGUGAAAAAUCCUCUGAACUUAGCAGACCUAGAUAUGUUUUCCUCAGUUACUUGCAGCAGCGAGAAACCAUUAUCUUUUUCAGCUGCAUUUAGCACAUCAAAAUCAGGUUCCACACAGCCACAGCCAACAGGUUCUGCUGCAACUACGACAGCAUUGGCAUCAACUAAAACUUCUAGUUUGGCUGAUGAUUUUGGAGAAUUCAACCUUUUUGGGGAAUAUUCUAGUCCUGCAUCGGUUGGGGAGCAGGAUGACUUUGCAGAUUUUAUGGCUUUCAGUAAUAGCUCUAUUUCAUCUGAGCAAAAGGCAGAUGACAAAUAUGAUGCCCUUAAAGAGGAAGCAAGUCCUGUUUCUCUAACCAGCAACGUGGGGAGCACAGUGAAGAGCGGACAAAACCCCACAGCUACGUCUACCAAGUACGAUGUCUUCAAACAACUUUCUCUGGAAGGAUCUGGACUAGGUGUUGAAGACCUGAAAGAUAACACUCCUUCAGGAAAAAGCGAUGAUGAUUUUGCUGACUUCCACUCCAGUAAAUUUUCUUCCAUGAACUUGGACAAAUCCCUGGGAGAGAAAGCAGUGGCUUUUAGGCACACCAAAGAAGACUCUGCUUCAGUGAAGUCCUUGGAUCUCCCUUCCAUUGGUGGCAGCAGUGUUGGAAAGGAGGACUCUGAAGAUGCACUCUCUGUUCAGUUUGACAUGAAAUUGGCUGAUGUGGGAGGAGAUCUUAAGCAUGUCAUGUCUGAUAGCUCUUUGGAUUUACCAACAGUUAGUGGCCAGCAUCCUCCUGCCGCAGAUAUAGAGGACUUAAAAUAUGCUGCUUUUGGAAGCUACAGUAGCAAUUUUGCAGUGAGCACACACACAAGCUAUGACUGGUCAGACAGGGAUGAUGCAUCUCAGGGCAGAAAACUCUCUCCAUUUGUCCUCUCAGCAGGAAGUGGAUCCCCCUCAGCUGCCUCAGUUCUUCAAAAGAGAGAGACCUCAUUUGGCAGCUCUGAAAACAUCACCAUGAUGUCUCUCUCCAAAGUAACGACCUUUGCAAGUGAAGAUGCUCUUCCAGAGACUGCCUUCCCAUCUUUUGCCAGUUUUAAGGACAUGAUUGCACAGACCUGUGAGCAAAAGGAAUAUGAAACCAGGGACUAUAAAGAUUUGACAAGACAGGACCUGCCUACAGCUGAACGGAGCCAAGAGGCCUUGUGUCCAAGCCCAGCUUCCAGCAGUGCCUCUCACGAAACCCCCAAAGAAUGUUCAGAUGACUUUGGAGAGUUUCAAAGUGAAAAGCCCAAAAUCAGCAAAUUUGACUUUUUAGUGGCCACUUCACAAAACAAAAUGAAAUCCAGUGAAGAAAUGAUCAAAAGUGAGCUAGCGACCUUUGACCUUUCUGUUCAAGGAUCACACAAGAGGAGUUUGAGCCUUGGUGAUAAAGAAAUAAGCCGUUCUUCUCCUUCUCCAGCUUUGGAGCAGCCUUUCAGAGACCGUUCGAACACUUUGAGUGAGAAGCCUGCUCUGCCUGUCAUCCGUGACAAGUACAAGGAUCUCACGGGAGAGGUAGAGGAAAAUGAGAGAUAUGCAUAUGAAUGGCAGAGAUGCCUGGGGAGUGCCCUGGAUGUCAUUAAGAAGGCAAAUGAUACCUUAAAUGGAAUCAGUAGUAGUUCUGUUUGCACAGAAGUAAUUCAGUCAGCUCAAGGCAUGGAAUAUUUAUUGGGUGUUGUUGAAGUGUACAGGGUAACCAAGCGUGUGGAGCUGGGGAUAAAAGCCACUGCAGUGUGCAGUGAGAAACUCCAGCAGUUGCUGAAGGACAUCGAUAAAGUAUGGAAUAACCUAAUUGGCUUCAUGUCACUCGCCACACUCACACCAGAUGAAAAUUCGCUGGACUUUUCCUCCUGUAUGCUGCGGCCGGGGAUUAAAAACGCUCAGGAACUUGCUUGUGGGGUGUGCCUCUUAAAUGUGGACUCCAGGAGCCGAAAAGAAGAGAAGCCUGCAGAAGAACGUCCUAAAAAAGCAUUCAACUCAGAAACAGACAGUUUCAAGCUGGCAUAUGGAGGGCACCAGUAUCACGCCAGCUGUGCCAACUUCUGGAUCAACUGUGUUGAACCAAAACCUCCUGGCCUCAUCCUGCCUGAUUUACUCUGAAAAGCUCCUCUAUGAAGCACCAACUGUUUUUUUUUUUCUUGUCAUACCCCCUGGGGUGACAGGGACCAAUAAACAGAAUUCAAGUACUGCAAAGUUCACAUCCAUGAAUCUGCAUGAAGAAUUCCCCAAGAGGUAGGGUGGGGGGAGCACUGUGGAGGGUCCCAGUCAUUCCUACAGAGCCUUUGGUCCCUCAUUCCCACUGCCAGUCCUUGGGAUUGAGUGCAAUGGCCCUACCUAAACGGCAUGUGGCACCAGAAGUUUGCUCACUUAUCUCUAGUUCUCUUAAGAUGUUUUAAAAUAUGGACCACAAUUUUCUCUGUCUAAGGAAUGAUUUGCUGCUGCAAUACUGAAACUGUGAAGAAUCGACAUUUGAAGAAAAAUAUUGUUGUGGGACUGGAAUUGGCAAGACUGUUUUGAGCCAGCGCUUAUUUAUUUCUAAAACACAUUUUGUCCUGUGAAGCAGAAUGCAUUUAUCCACAUUCAGUUUGUUCAUACCUGCAAUGAAUAAAAAGGGGAAAUUGUGAUUAAACUGAUGCUCUAUCUUUUUAUAGAGAAGGUUCUGCUGGUCUCCACUGGACAAUGCCAGGCAGGUAAGGGCAGAUUUUACCAACUUUGCUGUCACAGCUGAACCAAUUCUCUGCUCCUUUCCUUCAUUUCUAAAACUGUCAACUCUCAAAAAGACUUUCUCCCAAAACAUGCCUGGGCAUUUUGCAGUGGUGAAGAACAUUCAUUUUGACAGAAGCCCAAAUCCUGUGGAUCAGGAUGAAUAUCUUUCCCCUUAGGAGUCUCCGCUGAAAACCUGUUUUGCCUCACACGAAGACUGAACAUGGAUCUCAGACAAGACUUGGAAAGGCAGAGGAAUGAAAUCUUUGUGGCAGCCCGUCUCCAGAUUUCCAAGGAUACUGCAUAGGGACCAACACUGCCUGUUGAUGAUAAAGACCUGAAAAUUAAUUCAGGUGAAAAUGUGGAGUUCCCAGCCUAGUGAGGAGAACAGUGAGAUGUAUAUUUAUGGUAAAGAUACAUGACUUAGAAGCAGUGGAACAAAUUGUUCAGAAACAGCACUGAAUUUUAGAAGGAAAAGGCUCAUGCUCUCUUGUUUAGGGAAUUGUCUUUGCCAUUUAAACUGAAUGCAUAAAAUCAGGGGGGAAAAAUCUAAGUGGCUAAAGGCUGUGCUAUUCCUAGGAAGAACAUACCGAUCUAGGACACGCAUUUCUCUGGAUUGUUGAUGAUGUGCUUUAUGAAGAAAUUCUAAAUCUUGUUUGCUUCACUUUGUGUGACUUGGGCUCUCUGACCUAGACUUGGUUUUUAUUUUUAAGCUGAAAAAGUUGCUUUUGUCUAUAUAAUUGCUGCUUUUACGUAAUUAGUUUAUUUUCUCCUCUCAGGACAAAUUCUAUCUUGUUCCAUCUUACACCUCUUACAUUUUCUCCAAGAAAGAUGUGGAACAUUUUCAUUAAAUAGCUGUUAAUGAGGCUUCUGCUCUACCUUGCUGUGCACCAGAACGCACAGAGAUGCGCUGACACAUGCCUCUGUGUUUCUCAUUUGCCCUUUGCUCCAUCUCCCUCUACUAAUGACUGAGGUCUCUGAGCUGUCACCUUUACAGCCUUUGCCCUCCAUAGGGCUAAGUGGUGUUAGUAACACCACAGGUCGGCCCGUCUUCAGCAGGCUUCCCCUGAGGCCUCUGUGUUCCACUUCAUCCUUGUCAGCCCGGGUGUUUCAACAUGGUGCCAGAAUUCAAGCAGGCUUCUGAUCAGUCUUGUAAAUUCCAUGAUGGAACCACAAUAAAAGAAUCUACUUUUGCAAUAAGAAUGCUUCCCAGUUUGACAGAAUUUAUAUUGCUGAAACAUUUUUUGGAAAUGCUGUAUGAACUAUUUUGGUCACAGUGGCCUAUAUCAAUGACAUUUUAAAAAGUAAGCUUACCUGUUAACCAGAUUGGUUCCUAUUCCUAGAUAAAUUCCAGGAUGCCUCAGAUAAAAUUCCUAAGUACAAUCACCCACUUCCUUACCAACUAUGAUAGGUUUAGUCAUUCCUUGGGAGAUGUAAGAGGAAAAUUCAGCAGACAUCUACGAAAAGCCUUUGCUAUGAAAAGUAUCCACUACCUUUCAUAUCUGUUUAAUAUUUGAAAUGCUUGAUUAGACACUACCAAUAAGGAUUUGGGGAGUGUGGAAUACCAUUGUGCUGCUUUUCUUUAUUUAGCCACAUUUAUUAAAAUGACUCAACAUCGCAUUCAGCUUUACCUCAGCUCUUCUCGUUAGCCAAGAGCCCAGUGUCCGUGGAAACCGUAACCAAGGUUACUUAUUUCCAUACUGUGUAUUGUGUCAGGCGGCUUCACCCCACUGCUUGAGUGGCGAUUAAUAAGCACUUUUCUUUUCUCGUAUUGUGUUUUGCCUUUAAAAUUUUUAUGACUUAGUGUGUAAUUUAAUUUUUGUCUGGACAUGCUUGAGAUAGAAGUACGGGAUAUUGGGGUAUUUUCCAUGCUUUAUUUUUCCUGUGACUACUAGUUUGCCUUCUACAGGGUUGUAUGUUUUUAAUUAUUUGAAUAUUUAGUGUACAUAUACAUAUUUUGAGGGUUUUUUUUUUUUCAGUCUUGUUUAAAGAUGUCUUCUACUUGCCUAUUUAAUUAGUGUAUUCUCAAGCUUUGAAAAGAUGAUAGGGGCUGUAUGGUACAGAAAUUUGAAAUGCUUGCUUUGCACUGGGGACCACUACAAAAAUUCCCCUUAACACCUUCUCGGUCAAACCCCUUCCUUUGUGAAUGGCUAAUAAACUCUGACAUUUUCAGAGACAUUUGCCAUUCAGAAGGGAGCAUUAUAGACUGCUGUAGACCAUUCCAGCAAAUGUCAGAAUGCAGGGCAAGAUGUGUUUAGCCUGUGGUUUUUUAACGUUUAGGUUACUUAGUAUUUCUUUGGAAAAGUGUGCACCAAAUAACAAUAUUGAUAAGCCCUCUCCUUGCAAGGUCAAACUGAGGAAAUAAAGCUUAAACAGAAUAGCUCUUGGCUGGAAAAUGCCACUUUACAAAUACUUUUCUAACGAAGUAUCAUUAUGACAAAAUUUUUACUUACAUUAUAUGUUGAAGUGAAUAUAGUGUAAGUGGCUAAAAAUAGUAUUCAUGUGUGAUAGCUCAUCAUUUUGUAGCCAUGGGUCCAUAGUGAAAUGGGUUGUCUUGUCUGUGAUGUGCAAUUUGGUCCUGUAUUUUAAAGAUGGUGUGGCUUUUUUCCUUUGUUUACAUUUUAAUAAACAAUUGCCCUAAUUGA